GCGACGGGGCCGGUGCGCGCCCCCCGCCCGCGGCCGCGCCAUGAAGAGCCUCAAGUCCCGCCUGAAGAAACACGAAGCGGUCAUCGGGGGCAGCGCGCUGAACCCAGACUGGAACAAGUACGAUGAGAGGCUGAUGAAGGCAGCGGAGAGGGGAGAUGUGGAGAAGGUUUCAUCCAUCCUGGCCAGGAAAGGGGUCAGCCCCACAAAGCUGGAUGUGGAAGGGAGAUCUGCGUUCCAUGUUGUGGCCUCCAAGGGGAACCUGGACUGCCUGAACACCAUCCUGGUGCAUGGAGUUGAUAUCACAGCCACUGAUGCUGCAGGCAGAAACGCCCUGCAUUUGGCUGCCAAGUAUGGCCAUGCUUUGUGCUUGCAGAAGCUCUUGCAGUACAAUUGUCCAACAGAGAACGUGGAUCUCCAGGGGAGAACUGCCCUUCAUGAUGCAGCCAUGUCUGACUGCUCUGCCAGCAUCCAGCUGCUCUGUGACCACGGCGCCGUUGUCAACUCCAAGGAUGGGGACGGGAGGACACCGCUGGUGCUGGCCACCCAGAUGUGUCGGCCCGCGCUCUGCCAGCUGCUCAUCGACAGGGGGGCUGAUGUCAAUGCCAGGGACAAGCAGAGCAGGACUGCCCUGAUGCUGGGCUGUGAAUAUGGCUGCAAGGAUGCCGUGGAGGUGCUGCUCAGGAAUGGUGCUGAUGCUGCCUUGACCGAUGGCCUUGGGCAUGACUGUGCUUACUAUGCCAGGAUUGGGGACAAUAUUGACAUUUUGGCUUUAAUCAAAGCUGCCCUUGAGGACUCCAGCAGAGGAAGGGACAGCGUGAAGAGAGGGCAGGCUGAGCAAAAGGACUUGGAGCUGGAAAACCAAGAUUUGAAAGGUCGGAUGAGGGAGGUGCAGGAGGAGCAGAGGAUGCUGCUGGACAGGAUCAGUGGUUUGCAGCUGCAGCUGAGUGAGAAAGAUGAGCUGAAGAAAAUGCUGACUACCAAGGAGAAGCAGCAGGAGGAAAGUUUAAGGACUAUUGAAGCUCUCAAAGCUAAACUCAAGUAUUAUGAAGGUGACUCUGCGGGCUCUGGAGGUGCCUUUGGAAGCAGGAAAGAAGAUUUAUUGCUUAAACAAGGCCAGGCCUUCGCAGGGGAAUCCCAGUCCAGGUCCAUGCUGAGACCCCUGGAGCUCUCCCUGCCUGCCCAGUGCCCCAGCUCAGAGAAGGAGGCUUUGAAGAAGGAGCUGGAGAGCCUGAGGAGCUGCUUUGGGGCAGCCCAGGAGGAGAUCAGCAGGCUGCAGAGGGAGCUGUCCCUGAAGGGCUCCGAGUGCAGAGCCCUGGCCUCCGAGUGCCAGAGGAGCAAGGCAGAGGCGGACGGGCAGGUCAGGCAGCUGGAGGAUGCUCUGAAGGAUGUGCAGAAGAGAAUGUUCGAGUCUGAGGGCAAGGUGAAGCAGAUGCAGAGCCACUUCCUGGCCCUGAAGGACCACCUGGCCAACGAGGUGGCCUCAGGGAGCAGCAGGGGGAUGGAGGAGCUCAAGGAGCAGCUCCAGGAGAUGAAAGCCAAGUACGAGGGAGCCUCUGCAGAGGUGGGCAAGCUCAGGAACCAGAUCAAGCAGAACGAAUUGCUGGUGGCAGAGUUCCAGAGGGACGAGGGCAGGCUGCUGGAGGAGAACAAGAGGUUGCAGAAGGAGCUGGUGAAGUUGGAGAAGGAGAGAGAGAAGAGGGGCAGGGAUGUCACAGAGUUGGAAGGGCAGCUCAGGGAGACUGCAGCCAAACUGGCCCAGUCUGUGAGCACAGAGAGCUUUGAGAGCAUGAAGAGUUUGCUGUCAAACGAGGUGAGUGAGAAGGCAAGGAGGUUGGCAGAGGUGCAGGGGGACAGGGAGAAGCUGCAGGCAGAGCUGGUGCUGUUACAGAGGGAGUGUGAGAGCCACAGAGCUCAGCUGGCACAGCGUGUGAAGCCAGAGGAGCACGAGCAGAUGAGGAGGGGGUUUGAGCAGAGGAAGGAGGAGCUGGGGAAGGCAAUUUCUGAGCUCUCACAGAAGAAUGAGGCUCUGCAGAAGGAGCUUGAAAGAUUGCAGGCUGAUAACAAGGUGCUGAAGCAGCAAGUCCAAAUGCUAAAAACUGAAAUUAAAAGCCAGAAUGUGCCUUUAAAAAUUCAUGAGGAGUUGAAGAAAACAAACGAUCAGGCUGUGGGUGACCUGACAAAAAAGCUUUUUGAAAUAACAAAGAAGUACAAUGAAAGCAAAGCAGAGGCUGAGAAGUUGCUGGCAGAGAAGAACAGCUUAAAUGAGAAUAUCAGCCACUUCCAAGCCGUGUACCUGUCUCCAGAGCAGCACAAGAAGGAGGUGGAAGCUUUAAAAUCGAAUGGGGUUGAGCUUGAAAAGCAGCUUGCUGAGCUUCAGAAGAAAUGUGAUGAGGAGCAGGAGAAAGUGGGCAAGCUGGAGGCUGAGAACACGGGGCUGAGGGAGAGCCUGAGGGAUCAGUACGUGCUGGCCAGCACCCACGAGGAGGUGAAAACUGUCCUGAACAGCACCCUGGAAAAAACCAACGGGGAGCUCUCAGAGCUGAAGGGCAAGAUUGGAGAGAUAAAGCAAGAGUUCCUGAAGGUAACUGAAGAGAAUGGAGCUUUGAAAAACAAGGUGAAAGUCUUACAGACCCAAUUAAAGACGGAGUAUAUAAGUUUGAAAGAUCACGAAAGCACGGUGAACGCUUUGAAUAAAAGCGUGCAGGAGCUGCAGGAGAGCAAUGCUGCCCUCAGGGCUGAGCACCAGAGGGGGCAGGAGGAGAUCUCCCAGCUGCACACAGAGAUUGAAGCCCAGAAGAAGGAGCUGGACACGAUCCAGGAGUGCAUCAGGUCCAAAUACGCGCCGGUGGCCUCCCUGCAGGACAGGGAGCAGAGCUUGGAGGCCACAGUGAGGGAGCUGAGGGCUCAGCUGCAGGAGCAGCAGCAGAGCUGCAGGGACAGCCAGGAGGAAGCUCAGAGGUGCAGGGAGGAGAACGAGAAGCUGAGGCUUGGGGUUGUGUCCAUCCAGCAGGACCUGCAGCAGAACCAGGUCCUGGCAGAGAAAUCCCACCAGCUGGAGCGGCUGUGUGCCAGCACCAUGGAGCAGCUCAACCAGCAGCUCAGGGCUCUGCUGAGGAAACACACGGGCCAGGAGGGGCAGGAGGAGCUGCAGGACGGGGCCCUGGCUCAGCAGGUCCUGGCAGGGCACGUGGAGGCGCUGGGGGAGGCUCUGGGGCGCACGGUGCAGGAGCUGCAGGAAGCCCUGAGCAGGAAGGAGCAGCGCCAUGGGCAGGACAUGCUCCAGGUCAGGGAGCUGCAGCAGGAGCUGGCCGGGCUCAAGGAAUCCUCAGUGCCUCUGGGGGAGUACACCCAGCUGAAGGAAGGGCUGGAAGGAGAAAUCAGGGCUGCCAGAGCCAGCCUGGAGGAGAAGGAGGCGGAAAGGCGAGCGCAGAGCCAGGAGGUGCUGAGGCUGCAGGAGGAGCUGCGGCUGAGCCAGCAGGCUUUGGCAGAGCUGCAGAGCCAGGAGCUGGUGGCCAGGGCAGAGUUCAGCUCUGUGAAGAGUGCCCUGGAGGCCCAGGUGAGCAGCAUGGCUGACCACCUGGCCAGCAUGAGCCACAAGUACGAGCAGGCGUGCGAGGAGGCUCUGCAGGCCAGGAGGAGCGAGCUGAACCUCAAGGAUGAGAAGGAGCUGCUCCAGCUCAGGAGCUGCGGCAUCGAGCAGGAGAUCAAGGACCAGAAGGAAAGGUGUGACAAGUCUCUAACAACCAUCACUGACCUGCAGAAGAGGAUCCAGGAGUCUGCAAAGCAGGUGGAAGCCAAGGACAACAAGAUCACAGAGCUGCUGAAGGACGUGGAGCGGCUGAAGCAGGCUCUGAACGGGCUGUCCCAGCUGACCUACAGCACCGGGAUCCCCUCCAAGAGGCACAGCCAGCAGGUGGAACUGCUCCAGAGCCAAGUGAGAACACUCCAGCAGCAGCUGGCUGAUGCCAAGCAGCAGCACCAGGAGGUGAUUGCAGUGUACAGGACCCACCUGCUCAGCGCUGUCCAGGGCCACAUGGACGAGGACGUGCAGGCUGCCCUGCUGCAGAUCAUCAGGAUGAGGCAGGGCCUGGUGUGCUGAGCUGCUGCUGGGACUGGCACCCUGCAGGGAUUGUGCUGCUGCUACAUCAGAGGUGCUGCUAAAGCUGCACUCACAGCCCCCCACACCCACAGCCCUCAGAGCUGGAGCUUUUCCUUCUCAUCAAACACUAAACCAGGCUGACACUUUUUUUCCUGGGAUGGAGAAAAGAACAUCUUUCCAAACUGUCAAAAUGAUGACAUAGGGGUUAAAUUAUUUUAUUGUCUGAUUGACCACUUAGUAAAGCAGGACCUACACCCAGGAGCUCCAGUUGAUCCUUGAACUUGAACUCUCGUGGGAUGGUUGAAAAUAAACUGCAGAGGAGUGUGGCUGAGAGCUGUAGCUGUGGCUGUCCCUUAAUGAUUAAGAGAAAGUGGCUCAUUUGUCACACUGGCUGAGCAGGGUGUGCUGUGACACACACAGGGAGGUGUUUUGGUGGCUCUUGUAACUUGGCUGGCCAGGUUACAGCCUUUAUUUAAUAUAUAAGCUUAAGAUUUAGUGCCUUUGCUUCUACAAGACUUCAAAAAAAAAAUAUCAGGUUUUCCAUCCAAACACUACAGUCCUCCCCUCCCUCCCCCCAAAUUGUUUCUGGAUGCUUCAGUCCUGACUGGUGUGAGAGCAGCAAUUUCCAACAAAAAAAUCCAGGCACUGCAAUUUCCAACAAAAAAAUCCAGGCACUGCAAUUUCCAACAAAAAAUCCAGGCACUGCAAUUUCCAACAAAAAAAUCCAGGCACUGCAAUUUCCAACAAAAAAUCCAGGCACUUCAAUUUCCAGCAAAAAAAUCCAGGCACUACAAUUUCCAACAAAAAAAUCCAGGCACUGGACUUUCAAGCAGCAGCUGAUGGAAGUCUGAGCUGCUCAUGAUGUGCUCCAAUCUUGUUUAUGGGGGAAGAUGGCAGUGGGGAGGAUUAAUGGAAGGAGAGUUUUUAAUUGCUGGGGUCUCCCCACGAAACAAGGCUUCAUUUUGAACUGCAGGAUGGUUUCCAUAAGGAAGUUCCAUGUAAAAACCAAAGCAUGAAAUUUGUUACAAAGGGAAGUGUUUGAAAAAUGAGCCUGUUAACAAAUGGGGCAGCUCAGCCUGAGCCCCAGUGAGUGCUGACCUCAGCUUUCUAAAAGCUUUUGCUGAUACCCACCCAGGGGGACGUGGCAUCCUGAUGCACAAAAGCCAAACUUCCUCUCCAUUCUCCUGAAAAAUGAGGGCUGAAGUCAGAGUUCCCUGCUUUGUGCUGCCUGGGCUCCCCCAGCUGCCCCUCCAGGCCUUGGGCUCUUUUUUUUUAAAGCAGAAUUGUGUUUAUCUCCUUUUUUCUCCCUUUUUGGGCAGAGUCUUGUAGGGCUGGAGAGGCCACGUGGAGGCUCCAGGCAGUGAUGGAUGUGCAGGGCAGUUUUUAUAUAGAAAUACCUUUAAUAUAUUUACUAAAUAGUGUCUGUAGUAAAACAGAUCUGCUGCUGCUUUCCUUGAGUUUCUUAGAGGAUUAUUGCAGAAAACAUCUCAGAGUCAAGGGUUACUUUUUAGCCAAAUAUCUUUUAUGAUUGCAUUACUUGAAACUCAUGGGGGAGGAUUUGUUUUGUUGUACUAACUGGCCUAUUUUGAUACAGAGUUCUAGCUAUGUUUUACUAAAUCUCUCCCCUAUUACAUCAAUAAAAUGGUUUCUUCUUCUU
Messenger RNA from Catharus ustulatus (Swainson's thrush), 5756 nucleotides. It is a transcript of the gene UACA, whose product is annotated as uveal autoantigen with coiled-coil domains and ankyrin repeats. The transcript has 17 exons. Gene Ontology annotation, biological process: vesicle-mediated transport. The coding region runs from base 41 to 4099 and encodes 1352 amino acids. Gene Ontology annotation, cellular component: membrane. Gene Ontology annotation, molecular function: actin binding. NCBI's taxonomy places the organism in Eukaryota, Metazoa, Chordata, Aves, Passeriformes, Turdidae. The record is from RefSeq and is a predicted model, not a curated record.